Molecule: messenger RNA, 2475 nt
Organism: Ceutorhynchus assimilis (cabbage seed weevil)
Lineage: Eukaryota; Metazoa; Arthropoda; Insecta; Coleoptera; Curculionidae
Source: the annotation of a GenBank genome assembly
AUGUUCGUAUGGAAGCAAUGCGUCGCUCCUGCAGGAGAGGAGGAGUGGAACUCUGAUGGAAAAUCUAAUAGAGGGAGCGAUGGAACGAACUUUUCUCGAUAUAUUUACUAUGAAAAAAAAAUGUCCAAGACAAUUGCUGAUACCUCUAUAAAAAAUAAAUUACUUGAAAAAGCUGAUCUUAGUAAAUUAGAUGGGCUCCUAUAUUUCGAAUCUCCUCUGAGAAAAGCUUAUGACGAAAGCCCCAGAUUGAAUUUACGUAAGUUAACCACUAAAGAUUUACCAGACCCACCUCAAGAAAUUUCGAAGGGUCGUUUACGACAAUUAACAUCCAUUGACAUUCUUGAAAUCGAAGAUUCGGAUGAAGAAACCCCGCAAACGCAUUAUGAUGGUACGCCAAAAAAAACUGUAAAUAAAGCCUACAAGCAAACAAUGAAAGAACUAAGAGGAAUAGCAAAUAAACCAAUUAUUAUUGAUCUACCAAAGAUACCAAAGCCCCAAAUGCAGAGGCCAAAAAUAAAACCAAACGUUUCCAAUCGGGAUUUCAGGUGUGGAAAUUAUCCAGAAAGCACAGUGCAAAUGCAAACAUCCGAAAGAAAAUCUGCUCGUGGUAUAGAAAUUACAAAAAAUUGUUUAAAACCGCAAGGCCACUUACUCAGUGACAAAACCCUGGAAAUUGAUUUAAAUAAAAAUAAGUGUGUUAAUGAAAGCAACAUUGUAAAAAAUAAUGAAAAUGAACAAACUUAUGACAAAUAUAUGAGUCCAGAAGUAUUUGCCUUUCUUUCGGAGUUGGGUCAAUGUAACCCAGCACAAAUAUCAGAAAGGAAUCAAACUGUUCAGAUCAAAGCCAAGAAACCAGACGAUGAACUAGGCCUUCAAAAUAGUAUAUACAAGAAUCCUACACCGAAAGUAAUAAAAUCAAAUAAUACAAUAUUAGAAGAAAUAUUACUAGACUUAGAAGCUAUGGAAGAAAAACCAAAAUUUGUAAGUGGUGAUAGAUCCCGUUCUUGCAAAAAAAAGCAAAAACAAAUACUUACAUACAUCGAGCGAAAUGAUUCUCAAAAAAGUGAAAGUAUAAUAGAUCCAGAGAAUAAAAGGCCUAUCAAAAUCGCUUACUGCAAAUCUUGCAAAAGCGGGAAAAAAAUUGACAAUUAUCGCAGCCAAAUUACACAGACUCAAGAUAUCAAAUCUCAAUCUCAUUAUUGUACAAAUAAUGCAAACAAACAUCAAACUCAUAAUAUAUUAUGUUCGCAUGAGGCAUCAAAUUUACCUGGGCUUAAAAAUGAAAAAAAGAAACUAAAAUUUGGUGGAAAGUUUCAGAAGCGCAGUCAAAAGGCAUAUGGGCUGGAACCAAUUAAAGAAUGCAUGUCAAGCUUUUCUCUACCAGAUCACACCAAUUCUAGUCUCCAUAGCUUUUGCACGCGUAGUGACAAUGAAGGUGGAGAGGUGAGAGGUCGUAAUCGCAGCGGGCGUCGCGACGAUCCGCGCAGGCACACGUUGAGCACAGGCGCAGACGGUCAGUACCUGCCGAAUAUGUCUGGUCAAGGUGGUCCUUUGUCGAGAACGAUGGAUUUGGAGCUAAGACAAAAUCAGACAUGGAUAUUCGUAUUAAGCGAGAAUGGAAAAACUAUGUUCAAAAUACCAUUGCAACCCAAUUCAAUGACAGAAAUUUUCAAUAUUUGUGACUCCAGUAUAAGUUCUGGUUCGGAUUUUUCUGAAAAUGAAAACCCAGAUCCAGUUAUUGUGAACGAUGAGAGGAUUGAAGAUAUAAGUCAAAAUAAGCCUGAAAAACAAGAGCAAGACCCAGAAAUCUUGAAACUAUUGGGAGAAGAACCGUCUGGUAGUGAUUCAGUAUUUGGUAGUGAGGGUCAUCUUCGGGGUUAUCCUCCUCCAUCAAAUGCUAUGUUGUUUGACGACGAUCCCGGAAUAAUGUCGGAAGUAGAAACUAGUUCAACGGGAUUUCGAAGGGGUGGAAAACAGCGAAGUUCUCUACCAGUGGUUAGAACUCCCAGUAAAACUCUGGAGAGACCAUUAGAAUACCAAAGCGGCAGGCUUAUCAUGUAUUCUUCUUCAGGCCUGGUAUUUCUCCAAUACCGGAAUGAGACUAAACGGGCGUUGCUUCCAAAUGAAAUUACAUCGAUCGAUACCGUCAAAGCUCUGUUCGUCAGAUCGUUUCCGAAACAGUUAACUAUGGAGUAUCUGGACUCUCCAAAUGUUAAGAUCUACAUUCACGAUUCGUCAAAGGAUAUGUUCUAUGAAUUGGAGGAUUUACGGUCGCACCUAAGGGAAAUUCGAGAUCGUUCGGUCCUGAGAUUGUUCGAAUCGGCUGACGUGUCCGGUGGCCUUCCUAUGGCCGGCAUCGGAAUCGCCGGCGGUGUCGGUCAUUUCGAAGAUCCUAGUUACUUUUCGGAACCGGAAUUCGAUUCGGAGUAUCAGCACCAGCAUAUCCAUAAAAGCAAGAAACAGAAAAUAACAUAA